UUUUUUUUUACAUAUUUAUUCUAUUAUAAUGUCACUUUUCCGCAACAUAUUCUUUUUGUUGCUAAUUGUCAAUGCCGGGUUUUUAGGUUAUGACUUUUAUAAAGGCGGUCAUAUUGGAGAAAAUUUGGUGGAUCAUGCUCGUCAUUUGAAUGUGGAAACAGUACAACAUCAUUUCAAUCAAAUGGUACGUGAUAUCAAGGCAACCACUCCUGAAAGUAUUGCUGAAAAGGUGAACUAUGCAUUUGCUCAACUCAAGGAAUUCAAUACUAUCGAUGAUGUCUUGGCUUAUGUUCGUGAAAAGACAGCAAAAAGUAGUAGUAGUGGUGGUGUGAUUAUGGAUGGUAAUGUUCAUGUAUUGACACAAGAUAAUUUCAAAACAGUGAUGGACGGUAGUCGUCCUGCUUUGGUUGAAUUUUAUGCUCCUUGGUGUGGUCACUGUAAGAAUUUGGCUCCUGUCUAUGCGGAAUUGGGUGAUGCAUUUGCUCAUAGUGAUGAAGUGGUGAUUGCCAAGGUGGAUGCUGAUGAACAUCGUGAUUUGGGUGCUGCGUUUGGUGUGCAAGGCUUUCCUACAUUGAAAUGGUUCCCCAAGGGUGUCACUACAAAGGAUGGCGUGGAAGACUACAAGGGUGGCCGUGAUUUGGACUCUCUUUCCAAGUUUGUCAGGGACCAUUCUGGGAUCCGGCCCCGUAUCCGUUCUACCAAAUCUGAUGUGGUGGUAUUGACAAGUGCUAAUUUCCAUCAAGUGGUGGAUGAUGCCAAGACAGGUACCCUGGUUGAAUUCUAUGCUAGCUGGUGUGGUCACUGCAAGAACUUGGCCCCUAUCUAUGAAAAAGUCGCUUCUGCUUUUGCCAAUGAACCUUCAUGUAAUGUUGCCAAGAUUGAUGCUGAUAUUGAACGUACCAUUGGAACUGAAUAUGAUAUCUCUGGAUUCCCUACUAUCAAGUUCUUCCCUGCCAAUGGUGCUGAUCCUAUUCCUUAUGAAGGCAGUCGCAAUGAAGCUGGUUUCAUUGACUUCUUGAAUCAACAUUGUAACACGCGUCGUGUUGUCGGUGGUGGUCUGGACGCCGUUGCUGGUCGUAUCUCUUCUUUGGAUCGUUUGGCUCGUGACUUUGUGCAAUCCACAGCAGCUGAUGUCAAGAAGGAAAUCCAUACCAAGGCCAAUGAAGUCGCUUCUACUUUGGAAAAUAAUCGUUAUGCCAAGUACUAUGGUAAACUCAUGGAAAAGAUCAUUGAUGGUGGAGAUGCUUUUAUUCAAAAGGAAAAGACUCGUUUGGACAAGAUCAUCAAGUCAAAUACCGUCACUCCUGCCAAAUUGGACGAUUUUACCAUUCGUAAGAACAUCCUGACUGCCUUUGAUCGUGAUGCUGAACCUAUCAACGAAUGAACUAGUUUUUUUUUUUUUAGUUUAGUUUAGUUUUAUUGUAUAUAGCUUAGGAUGCUUCUUUUUUAUUUGAAUAAAAAUUUAUACGUUGUAUCUUUAUCAUACACACGCAUCUCCAUACAUAUAUAUAUAUAAAAACAAAUAAUAGUAACACCACCUAAAUAGGAUCCUUUAUUCUGAUGGGAUA
Molecule: messenger RNA, 1568 nt
Organism: Halteromyces radiatus
Lineage: Eukaryota; Fungi; Mucoromycota; Mucoromycetes; Mucorales; Cunninghamellaceae
Product: thioredoxin-like protein
Exons: 1
Coding region: 29-1384 (451 amino acids)
Biological process (GO): protein folding
Cellular component (GO): endoplasmic reticulum
Molecular function (GO): protein disulfide isomerase activity
Source: RefSeq, a predicted model, not a curated record